Molecule: messenger RNA, 2767 nt
Organism: Alternaria alternata
Lineage: Eukaryota; Fungi; Ascomycota; Dothideomycetes; Pleosporales; Pleosporaceae
Product: kinase-like protein
Exons: 4
Coding region: 1-2316 (771 amino acids)
Biological process (GO): peptidyl-threonine phosphorylation; peptidyl-serine phosphorylation
Molecular function (GO): protein serine/threonine kinase activity; ATP binding
Source: RefSeq, a predicted model, not a curated record
AUGGCCGAACACACCGACCAGACCCUGAAAACGCUUGAGCAGCAUGACACUGUACAGAAAUACUUGGUGCACUCAGAUGAAAGUACUGAAGAAGUGAUCAUUGCGGGGAUUUCUAAUGAAUAUGCUUCUGGGGGGUUUCUCAGCGCCAUGCAAACUGAUGUAGUACAGCCGGCCAGAGCAGCUGUGGCAGCAAAUGAAACACACGAAGAAAACGAAAGUCCAUCAUCUCGCCCAAGGUCUAUAAGUGUUAGCAGGUUUUUCCCCAACUUGAAGUCUCCUAGGGAACCGAAUGUGAAGGGCCAUAGAAAGACACAAUCUGAAAAUAUUGCUGGACAGACGGCCACAACAAACAUCGAAGGCAGAACACCACCACGGAGAAACCGUUCCGCAGUUAACUCUCUCUCGUUAGGGGUCGAAUGCGGCCAGCAGAUCGACCAAGGGAGUGAGGUCAAAAAAACACAGUCGCAAGAGCCCGAAAAAACUGGUAAACCGAUACGCACUGCCGUUUUUGAUCGACCGCGUCUCGAUCAUCAGCUCGUAGUAGCUUUGAAGGACGACGAUUCCACUCAUAGGAAGUUUCUACCAAACGGCGACCUCGCCCGACUGGUCACGCAGGAGUUGGUGGAUCGUGAAUUGUCAAGAUCAAAAAAGGAAUAUUUCGCGACAAAGAUAUUGCGCCGAUCCUGGCUGUCGUCGAACAAGUAUGUCAGAGUCGAACCAUCCAUGGAGCAUGAGUACAUACGCCAUGGGCAGGUCGGGUUGCCGGAUGGCGCGGCGACUCAACCUGACGUGCCAUGCUACCAGAAAGUAUUUGCAAUUUUGAUGUUCAUGGGUCGACAACGUAAGAUAAAGGCUUUCGUUAAGGAACAAGUUUGCGAUACAGAUCUUCCUCUGGAGGUUAAAAACUUCGAGCUACGCCGCCGUAGCGAUGAUCAGUCGGUUCUGAAGUGUCUCAAAGAACCCAGCGACAUUGAACAAUUUGUAACCUUCCAGUGGCGGGUUCUCGCACGCACGUUCCACAAAACAGAUGACGGAAAACAUCCGCACUUCGAAGCAACUGUAAAUGAAGUUUUGCCUUUCACAUCGUGGAAAUUCACGGGGCGUUGGGGCGCGUCCGGUAAGGUCUACAAAGCUGAAGUACAUCCGGAUCAUCAUGCAUUCGACGAGAAAGAGGAAAGUGGAGUUCCCAAUAACGUGGUUGCAGUGAAGAUCUGCGUCGACGACCCCGAGGCGUCCCAUGAACUCAAUGUGCUUCGAAACUUGCGCAAAAAGGAACAUCUCCAUCAUCACUUGUUGUCAUUGGUCGCGUCCUACAAGCAGCAUGAUUCCCUCUUUUUGAUCCUGCCAUGGGCGGAAGCGGAUCUCAAUCAAUAUUGGAAAAUGAACAACCCAACAUCGCUGGGUAAGAGCGCCGAACUCUCUACUUGGCUGAAACAACAGUGUUGUGGCAUAGCUCAGGCGGUCUCCCAGAUCCAUCGUUACAAGACGACAUCUGGCACAACGAUGCUCUCCGAAAUCACUUCCCGGAAGCCAAAAACCAAGUCUGCGCAACGCCACCCACAAUCGAACCAGUCGCCCGAGCCUCGAAAUCCAAAACUUCUUUUCGGUCGGCAUGGCGAUAUCAAGCCUGCGAAUAUCCUCUGGUUUCCUGGCAAGCGGUCUGACAAGUGCUUUGGAACUCUAAAGCUCUCUGACUUUGGAACCACGCAGUUCAGCGAUGGAGAAAGAACCUUCAUGCAAGGUAGUUACGCCGUACCAUAUUCGAGAUCCUAUCAAUCGCCCGAAUGUCGACUACCGGGUGGGGAGCUUAGUAGUCAAUGUGAUGUCUGGGCACUGGGAUGUGUGUUCCUGGAAUUCGUAUGCUGGUAUGCUGGUGGGUAUGAGCUUUUGAAAGAGUUCGAAAAUGACCGUCUUCAUGCAGGCGGCUACGAGGGAUCAUCGUUCUUCUUCUUCAAGCCUGGAGACAGUCCACAAAAUUAUGUGCUAGGGCUCAAAGCGCCAGUUAUCAAGAUGAUCGAGACUUUGCAAGAAAGCUUGCAAGUCGACAGCGCGUCGAAUAGGCCCUUGCGGGAUGUUCUACGUUUUGUGGAGAACGACAUGCUCGUGAUCUCUUACGACGGUGCUUAUGGCGGGGACCGACUCAGCGGAAUUGACAGACUUACUUCCCUGAAUUUCCUCGGAGUGCAACAGCCAACAAGGAAUCGUCGGAAGAGUGCCGGUUAUAUUGCCCGUGAACUAGGAUCAGUUCCAGAAUCUCCAACAGAAAGGCUGGAUAGGCUUCACGAUGAUUUGGAUGGGCAGGGUUCCUCUUUCUGAAGCAGCUCUCCUCUCUCAUUAUCAUAUUUCCAUGCUAGGCGACUCUCAUCCCGUGUUGUCCAAACAGGAUGAUGGGCCUCACGAGCGAUUGGAGCCUUCUGACGAAUGAGACAGAUCAAGAAACUAGGAUGGGAUUGUGUUAGGCUUCAGUUGGAUUUAUGCUAGCGUAAUGGGCUGAUGUCGUUGUAUAUACGAGAGGGGGUUUCUGGCACGUCGUCAUGGCACGAGGCGCUUCCUUCGUUCUUUGCCUGUUUAUGUUACGACCUGACUAUACGUUAGAAGGGCCUAAAGUCGGAAAGCAACAGCAACGGCUCCUGACAGUUACGAGACAGCACCGAAACAGCUAAGUCAUGGCCUGACUUUGUUAUGUGAUGUGUGAUGAUAGUUUUUGAACUGUAGAUCAAGGUACAAUGAUGACGGUUGUAGCAUUAUAUUUGUUCCAUUUUCUGUU